Messenger RNA from Ixodes scapularis (black-legged tick), 973 nucleotides. RefSeq lists its product as uncharacterized. The coding region runs from base 1 to 897 and encodes 298 amino acids. The record is from RefSeq and is a predicted model, not a curated record. Gene Ontology annotation, molecular function: nucleic acid binding. The transcript has a single exon. Lineage: Eukaryota; Metazoa; Arthropoda; Arachnida; Ixodida; Ixodidae.
AUGCACCCCGAACACAAUACGGAACGCAGGCAGGCCAGAGCACAAGCACUAGAUAAAAGGUUCGCACACCUCGAGGACGUGGUUUACGUGGACGCCGCAGAUUACAGUAGUCGCGACGCCAUGGCCACAUCGGUAGUUGAUCGAGAGGGCAAGUUAAUUAAUUCUGGCACGGUCUUCACGACUUCAUCCGAGGUUGGGGAGGAGGCAGCCAUUGCACUGGCAAUGACCUCGUCCUCCCGGAUCAAAUUCAUAGUAAGCGACUCCAAGCCGGCAAUUUUAAAUUACACGAGGGGACGCAUAUCGUCCGAGGCACUCAAAAUUCUACGGACCGGUUUCCACGGAGAUCGAGUUAGGGGAGUUCACAUCGUGUGGGCGCCAGCUCACUCUGGCCUCCCGGGGAAUGAGAAGGCGCACGACGCGGCUCGAGGCUUAACCGACCGGGCCGACGUCACCAACAUCUUUGACGCACACUCGUUCCGCCGGUCGGACAGAGACAGGCUGGUUGCCUAUCGGGACGUGAUUAACCACUACAGGCUGGGAAGGGCUAAAUACCCCGCAGCAGACAGGACUCUGUCCAAAUGGCAGGCAGUGGCGUGGCGCCUUCUUCAAACUAAUACAUUUCCAAACCCCGUGGCGUACAGUCACUGCUAUCCGGGGCUUUACUCCAGCGCAUGUAAGCAUUGCGGGGACAGGGCCGACCUGCAACAUAUGGUCUGGGCCUGCCCCUUUAAAAAACAUAGAAACAACAGAAACAGAGCUCAAACUUUAAUGCUAAACAUUAGAACCUCCGAGCAGUGGGAGACCGUGCUGCUCAGCUCGGACCCGGGUGAACAGGUCCGUCUGGUCCAGAUGGCCGAGGCCGCCGCCAAGGAACAAGAACUCCUGGCCGCCGACUGAGGGGGGAGAGGGGGAGGCUCUCUCAACACUCCCCCUUCCCUGACCCCAUCUAUGGGCAAAUUAAAUGUUGUCAUCA